GGCUGCGACAAGCAUUCGUGAAGAGCUUGUCUGUAGCUCGUGCGGCUUGCAAGCAGGCAGAUUGGGGUCGUCUGCUGAUCUUUGAGGCAGCAUUUGGACUCCUGCUCGAGUUUGCAUAGGCAGGGUACGCAUUGAGCAGCAGUUCGGGCAGCAGUGCAGGCAGCAGCAGGCUCUCGAGCUCCUCUAAGCUCGCUCUUGCCGUCGUGAGGAGUGCCCUUUGCAUCCGCCAGCGGAGCAAGCGCAGUGACUGCUUCGCUGACCGAGUCCGAGUCGACUCUCGCUCGCUACUCCUCGCGACGCACUGCACCGUCACCGGCGUCACCCUCUCUCCACCCAUCUCGGCGAUGCAGAGCGUCAGUCCGGCCUCAUGCAGUGCCCCUCUUGCGAUAGACACGAUCGUAGCAGGCUCCUCUGCUCAUCCUGCCUCACAGCCAAGCUUUCGUCCUACAGGCUCCACCUCAAGCAGAGCAGGGCAGCCAUAGUGACUGCACAGGCUCGGGCAGAUGCCGCCUACGCAUCGAGCAGCUUGCCCGUCGUACGACACGCUCAGGCAAGAGCGAGCGCACUGGCCGACACCGUCAGGCAAUGUCAGCAGCGCAGCAAGGUCCUCCGAGAUCGAGUCGACGAUCUGCAAACACAAGUUCAGGCGCGCAGAGCGGCCUUGAGCCAUCGCAGACAGGUAUUAGCAACAGCAGCGCAACGACGAGCAGAUUUGUGCGCAGAACAAGAGCGUGCAAUGAGCGCACAAGAGCUCAGAUUGCGUGAUCGAUGGCAGACGGAUGCGGAGGAGAUUGCGAGCCACCGCAGAGCGCUCCUUCGCACCGUUCUACUCGUCUUUGAUCUCGACGAGCGCGCCAUCGUCGGCCUCGCCUUGCCAUCGUCUGCCAUCACGACGGGCGUCUCAGCAACGGCGUUGCAGGACAAGGAUGCGAUCAAUGCUGCACUGCUCUAUACAGCCCAUGCUGUUCGCCUCAUCGCCAUGUAUCUCGGCAUCAGGCUGCCCUAUCGCGUCAAUUUGGGGCCGAAGCCCUUCAUCCGGCCAAGCAGGGCGGCAGAAUCAGACCCUGCCCACAAACGACAGGCGCUCUAUCUCGCGUCCUCUGCAGCAGCAGUGACGCCUGAUGACGAUUUGCAACGAAGUCCCAGCGCUAGUCGACUACCAUUUUUGAAGGCAAAGCCGGCCAGUCUCGCGAAAGAAAGCAGACCUGCUCGAGCAGAGAGCUAUAACCAGCUCGCGCCCGCUCUUGCCAUGCUAGCAUACGAUAUCCUCUUUCUCGCGAAUAGCCAAGCGAUCGACGUGCUGCCAGAAUCGCACGACGCUAUACUCUCCAAUCUGGCCCGCCUUUGCACGGACGAAAGCAAGACCCUCGGACAUCCUUCACACGCGACUCUUUCUUCUUACUUGCACGUCAGCGAGCAUCCUCGUGUCACUUACUCGAGCGUCCUCUCACUCUUCCUGCCAACCGUCGAGACGGCCGCUGCCACUGCACAAGCUGGUCGUGAGACUGGUCGUGACCUGGCGCACAAUGACCGAUCGGAGGACGAAUGGGACCUCGUCGAGGUUCGCAAGGAGAGACCCAUGCCUACACGACGUGCCACAGACCCAAAGCCCGCGGCGGAUGUCGAGAAGCGCGGCUCCGCCGAACGACGGCAUCAUCACUCAGUCGAGCACGCGCUCAGCCCAGUGUUGCAAGGAGCUUUACGGCGCUCACAGGCCAAGCUGAAUGCGCAAACCAAGUAGGGCGCCGGCCAGUGAUACUAUCGUACAACUAGAUGGACGAGACUGCCAAUACGCGUAGACGACAACAACAUGUUGUGAGUGUAGAUGUAAAUGCCCGUCUAAACAAUGUCUGUCGUUGUCCAGCCGCUGCCAAACAGAGGUGACCAGAUCAGCGCUUCGAUAACGAUCGCAGCCCGCCAAGUCAGAUCUGCAAGAAGGACACGAUAGCGUUCAAUUGUGGCGAUCAGGUGAUUGGCAAUGCUCCUGCCCAGGAUCGGUGUGAUUACUGGGAUGAUGAUGGAGCUGAAAAGAUAGACGGGCAGGUGAAAGAAGAGGAAGAGCGGCACAAAGGUAAGCUUGAAAAGCGCAAUACCCAGUCUUCUUCGCCGCCAUUGCCAGCGCUGGCUCGUAUGAUGAUAAUCUGGCGGAAUCGCGUACGGCU
Molecule: messenger RNA, 2162 nt
Organism: Mixia osmundae IAM 14324
Lineage: Eukaryota; Fungi; Basidiomycota; Mixiomycetes; Mixiales; Mixiaceae
Exons: 4
Coding region: 368-1741 (457 amino acids)
Biological process (GO): SNARE complex assembly
Cellular component (GO): endosome; lytic vacuole
Molecular function (GO): SNARE binding
Source: RefSeq, a predicted model, not a curated record